GCGCCUAACCUACUGGAUCCAAAAUCCGCCACUCACAACAGCAAGCCCUGCCUUUCCUUCUCCGCCAAGUCACUCACGCUGAGCCCUAGAGAGGAGUGUCAGGCCAUCGCCACGGUGAUGAAGUGGAAGACGGUGUUGGCCAUUUUCCUCCUGGUGGUUCUCUACCUGGUGGUGGGAGCUGCCGUGUUCAGGGCCCUGGAACAACCCCACGAGAGUGCUCAGCGCCUGGCCAUCCUGAAUCAGAAACUAGAGUUCCUCUCCACACACACCUGUGUCAACCACAGCCAUCUGGAGGAAUUGGUCAAGCAAGUGGUGUCAGCAAUCCGUUCAGGGGUGAACCCAGCAGCGACUCUGACCAAUCACAGCAGUCUCUGGGACCUAAGCUCCUCCUUCUUCUUCGCGGGGACCGUCAUCACUACCAUCGGUUUUGGGAACAUCUCCCCCCAUACGGAGGGAGGGCGUAUCUUCUGUAUAAUUUAUGCCCUGCUGGGGAUCCCUCUGUUUGGCUUCCUACUGGCUGGAGUAGGAGACCAACUGGGAACAAUCUUUGGGAAGGCCACCGCCAGGGUCGAGAAGAUGUUCGUGCAGUGGGAUGUUAGUCAGACUAAGAUCCGCGUCAUCUCCACCGUCCUCUUCAUCCUGUUCGGCUGUCUGCUCUUCGUGGCGCUGCCGGCGGCCAUCUUUAAACACAUUGAGGGCUGGAGCGCUCUGGAGUCCCUUUACUUUGUCGUUAUCACCUUGACAACCAUUGGUUUCGGGGACUUUGUCGCAGGUGGAUCAGAGAUUGAGUAUCUGGACUACUACAAGCCUGUGGUGUGGUUCUGGAUCCUGGUGGGACUGGCGUACUUCGCUGCUGUUCUCAGCAUGAUAGGAGACUGGCUCAGAGUCAUCUCUAAGAAGACCAAAGAGGAGGUAGGGGAGAUCAGGGCUCACGCAGCAGAGUGGACGGCUAAUGUCUCGGCAGAGUUCAAGGAGACCAGACGUCGCCUCAGUGUCGAGGUCUACGACAAGUUCCAGCGAGCCGCAUCAAUCAAACGCAAACUGUCGACCGAUCUGGGCUUAAACUCCACCCCCGAGCUUACCCCACCUAAGAGGAUACUGCCCGUCAACUUCAUAGAUGAACGGGAGAGGGAGCCGAUGUUCCCGUAUAUGACCAAAAAUGGAAGUAUUUUUCAGAACGGGCUAGGGGGAGAGCCUAGGAGAGGUGACGUGGCUAUUAUAGAAUACCUCAAGUAGAGGUCACAAACGUUCACCUCUGACCCCUGACCCAGCUUCAGCACAAGCCACACCCACCUGGUUACAACAACAAAUGGCAGCCAUCUUUCAGCACAGGGUGUAUGACAUCAUUAAUCAACAGCUGCCCUGAUGACCGACUAUAUGACUAUAUGACUCUAUGAUUAUGAAGCGGUUUGAUUAUUAACUACAACAGAAUCACAACAUGAGUUAUGAACUAGGAACAUAUCUUUAUGGAUCUGAAUGGAAGAGUUACAUUCGGGGAGUACAUGUAAGGUCAGGGCAAAUCUGAGUUGACAUCCUAUUCCUAGUGCACUACUUUUGGCCUUAACCUCAUAGGGUUCUGGUCAAAAGAAUAGGGUGUCAUUUCGGACAUAGCCUUGGUUUAUGUAUCCAAUUUAUUAUGUUGCCAAUGUAUGAGGAAUAUUAAUGAGGAUGUCUAUAUGCCUUUAAUCAGAGAAUGUGUGGGUGUGCAUAUGUGUGAAUGGGUUCUAUGGGUUUCUAAGAGGGAACCUUUCCCCUGACUGUUAAUCAGAACCGGACCUCUUAGCUUUUUUUCUACUGAAGGAAUCACAGCAGUGUCUUAGUCCUUUUCUACCAACCGGUAGAAAAGUCUGUACACGCAUGUGAAUUAACAGUGUUUUCUCUUCUCUAUUAUCACUCUCUCUCUUGUCGUUUUAAACAGCGAGACAGUUUGUCAUUUAGACGACGUGACUGUAGUCCUCUGGGCUGCUCUAGGGAUGCUGGGAGUGUGGAGCAGCAAAUGGAGGCUCCACUAUGACUGUUUCAGGGCAGACAUUUUAAGGCCAGCCACCACAGACUGAAAUGACAGUUUUGCAGCUACCUAUACAUUUUUAGAUUUGUUGGUAUUUUCAAAAAGUCAAAUGUCAAAAUCUUUAUGAAAAUGUAUAUUUUCUUUAGUUUAUCAUACUACAGUCAAAAAUGUCAUGGAUUUUAACCACUUUAAAAUGGAUAUACAUCCAUAAUUUCAAAGCUCACUACAUUGAAUUACACAUCAUUUAAAAGCCCAUUUCAUAAAGAAUGUAACAAACCUUACCAUAGGUAGUAACUUACUUUGAAGAGAUGGUGAUUGGGUCUAAUUAGGUGUUUUGCGUUUGGUAGUCUAAAUUCAGUGUACUUGUCUUUAACGGCCACUUCCAGAAAGUCAAACUCUUUCCACACCCCAAAUCAUUUUCCUCAGCUUCAGAAGCAUCUACAUUCACCAAAUUGUGUAUAGUUUAUCCAUGGAUAUAUUCUCAGAUAUCUAUACAGGGGCGUAGGCAUGGGUGGGCCUGGGAGGGCACAUCCAAAUACUCAUCCAAAUUUCUGCAGACCCACCCACCAACAAAUUUCUGUAAAAUGUUACGUACUUUAGCAUUUUACACAUAGAAAGAUGUAAAAAAGUAUUUAUCCACAAUCUGCUCAGAUUAAGUCUGGUCCUGAAGUGGCUUAACAAAAUUACUUAAUCCAGUGUCCCGAAAAAUGAAUUUGCGGCAUAGGAAAAUAUGUGCAUAUUUAAUGAUAUUGCCUCAUUUGCACAUUUUAAUAUAAUGUGUAAGAAAAGGUGCAAUACAAAAAAGUAUUAUAGUUGACAUUGGUGCCAGUUUUUUUGCGGUGUCAAAAUGGAGUCCUACUACAUAUGGGGGUUGGGGAGGACAUAUCGUCACAAAUGUUGAAUACAUUUCUUCUAAAGUAUUUGGUAUUCAUUUAGAGUAGGUUGGCUUUAGGGUAAAGGUUAGGGUAUGGGUGACGGGUUAGUUAGCCACAGAUUUAUGGCUUCUGUCCUGUCUAGGAUGGCCAGAUAGUAACGGCCAUGUAGAGAGGGCGAGGCUAACUGCAUUUGGCUGGCAGAAAUGUCUUCUUAGCCAGUGUCUCUGCUACCAGGAAAAACAGGACUCACCCUCGUCACCUUGCUUUUAGUUCAACACGUUUCCUAAAUCGAUAGUUCUGAUCAACAUCAUGUUGCCAGAUUGAGAGUUAUGCCAAAUCUGAAGGAGAUGAGGGUGUGGCGGUUGACUGUCAGGCAGAUUUUGCCCAAUUAUUGGCAAAAGAGCUGAUCAGGUUGGUCAAAAGACCAAUUACUGGAAAAAGAUCAGAAUUGGGCUGUCUGUGUAAUUGCAGCCAUAGAUACUGUACCUGCUGUGGUCAGAAUAUGCCAAAUCAGAUCUGUAAAUCAUGUUCUCCUUAAAGGAGAUGGAUGAAGUAGAUCCACAUGGCUUAUCAGUCUGUUCAGUUCUGAUGGAAAAGCAUCAGCUCUCAGCCAUGACUGUCAGCAUAUCCAAUUAUGGUUUAUUUUUUAUCACUUGCAUAUCUAUUUUUCAUAGCAAUAUGAGAUCUCAUCUUAUAGCAGCCCUUUCUAUGUUCAGUGUGACGUACAGUAUUUUUGACUGAAACCAUAGAGGGGUAUUUGAGGAGGAGGGGGUCGACCCAGCCGAUGUAUUCUAGCUACUGAGAGCUAGCCAUCGUGCAGUGACGUCACCCGCCCUGAGAUCUAGUCAACUGUCACUUGAACUCUUGUGCAUAUUGUUUGGAUGUGUUGUGAAUUUUCUGCACGUUGCGGACGGAUGCACAGGCCAAAUUACUUUGAAUGUUACUUGAGACACAGCACUUUAACAGGCUAUAGAACCAUCGACACUCUGCAUUCUACACACGCACGCACACUCACACGCACGCUCACACACCUGAGGGUUCUCUCUCUAACACCCCGUGUACACCUGCCAUUCAAAAUGCACUUUUAUUUAACUGCCUGUGUUUAAAGUUACAACAUUUAUCGUGUUCGCGGCUAACUAUUUCACCAUGAAAGGCUUUCGUAUUGUCGUAAUGCGGAGAUAAACUGCAACGCUUCUCUUUCUAGCGAUGUUGCUGCACGUCUAGCACACAGUCCACAGGGCUGUGUUGUAUUCAUUAACACCAGUGUCAAACCAUGGCUCAAUUCCAUUAUCCACAUUAGCGUCCCAACGAGAAGGCUAGCUCAAUACACUGCUUCAUUCUAAGUAGCAGGCUAGAUGCUAAAGUGGAUAUUGGAACAGAGCCCAUAUGUGAAAUCCCUGACAUUUCAGAGUACUAUUAUCUCUGACUGACCAUCACUAGUUAUUAGGUGGAGAGAUAUAGAGGAGUGGAUAGGAGGAUAGAGGACAGUAAAGUACUGUACUAACAUGGUCUUAAAAGCCUGGGGAGCAGCACCACACAACGUGUGUGUCAUUCAGGUCAUGACGAUGUGUUACUUGAUUGUGUCCACAGCAGUGCCAUAGUAGUGGCUUGGUGUCUGUCUUUGAUUUUUGUCUGUCUGUGCUACUGUCAGAUCUGGGUCGAAUAUGCAUUUGUUUUGUUUUAAAUACUUCAGGUGCGCUUGAUUUAGCUUGGCUAGCAUGCAGAGUUUGCACUUGGGACUAUACCAUUGGUUCCAUUGCGCUGGACAAGCUAAAUAAAACGCACCUCAAGUAUUUCUAAUUUAUUAAAUGUGUGUAAAUGGCCCAGGUCUGGCUAUUAUUACAGUAUCUUUAGAUGUUGUGUCAUCGCUGCGACGGGUUCGGGAGAGGCGAAGGUGGAGUCAUGCGUCCUCCGGAACAUGACCCGCCUAACAUCGCUCCUUAACACCCGCCAGCUUAACCCGGAAGCCAGCCGCACCAAUGUGUCGGAAGAAAACACCGUUCGACUGUCGACCGGGUCAGCCUGCAGGCACCCGGCCCGCCACAACGAGUCGCUAGAGCGCGAUGAGCCAAGUAAAGCCCCACCGGCCGAACCCUUCCGUAACCCGGACGACGCUGGGCCAAUUGUGCGCCGUCCUAUGGGACGGCCGGUUGUGGCACUGCCCGGAAUGAACACGGGUCUGUAGUAAGGCCUCUAGUACUGCGAUGCAGUGGCUUAGACCGCUGCGUAACUUGGGAUGCCCAGUAUCUUUAGCUUUGACUUUAAUAUGGGUUAUUGAUGACUGUUAGCAUGUUUGAUAUUUUUAGCUGUGCUAAAAAAAACAGAACUGUUAUUAAUUCCAUGCCUGGACUGUAUUCUGCAAAUACAACAUCAGAUAUGUUAAGGCUUUUAUGAUUGUUAAUCUUUUUGUUUUCUCUGUUUGUUUGGGACAUUUCUAUACUGUUUGAGCUCUGGCUGUCUGCCAGAGAUAAAGUGAAUUCUAUUAAAUGUCUGUAGAACAAGUCUAUACACAAUCUAACUGAUUUGUUUUUAAAUAUAUAUAU
Messenger RNA from Salvelinus sp. IW2-2015, 5426 nucleotides. RefSeq names its product potassium channel, subfamily K, member 2a (gene kcnk2a). NCBI's taxonomy places the organism in Eukaryota, Metazoa, Chordata, Actinopteri, Salmoniformes, Salmonidae. Gene Ontology annotation, biological process: potassium ion transmembrane transport; stabilization of membrane potential. Gene Ontology annotation, molecular function: outward rectifier potassium channel activity; potassium ion leak channel activity. The record is from RefSeq and is a predicted model, not a curated record. Gene Ontology annotation, cellular component: plasma membrane.